This is a messenger RNA of Meloidogyne enterolobii, 1186 nucleotides long. The record is from the annotation of a GenBank genome assembly. NCBI's taxonomy places the organism in Eukaryota, Metazoa, Nematoda, Chromadorea, Rhabditida, Meloidogynidae.
UUUUUUAUUUUUACAUUAAUUAUGAAUAUAAUUCCUCUACAAGCUAUUCUUGCCUUAGCCAUGUUUUUGACAACUGCAUUAGCUGGUUUACUUCCUAUUAAAUUAUUAAAUAUGAUAAAUAGAAGGAGAGACGAGGAAAAUGAAAGGCAAUUUAUUUUUAGAAACCAGACUCGCAGAAUGGAUACUUUCUUUAUUAUCAUGUUUUGCGGGAGGUGUAUUUAUGGGAACUUGCUUUCUAGAUAUUUUUCCACAUAUAAAUGAAAACUAUGAACGUUUUAUAAUAAAAUCUAAAUGGAAAAUAGAAUAUCCAUUAACACAAUUCUUCGUCUGUUGCGGGUUUUUUCUUGUUUAUUUAUUAGAAGAAUUAAUUUUAAAAAUAUUUUCUUCAUCAGCUUUACAUGCCGGGCAUUCACAUUCUGCUGGAAAUAAUAAUUCACAUCAUCACAAACAUAGAAGGGAUAAAAUAAAAUGUAGAGAAGAACAUUUAAAAACAUCAAAUAUAGUAAAUAGUAAUAAUAAUUGUAAUAGUGAUGGAAAUGUUUUACAACAAUCUACACAUGUUGUUGUUGUUAGGAGAUCAGACGGCGAGGAGUCUGAUUCAAUUAAUUCUGCAAAACAAUUUAAACAACGUUCAAUAAGUAUAUUAACACAAGAAUAUCUAAAUAAUGAACAAGUUGAUGAUAGUUUAUUAAAAUCUAUAACAUUUGCUGUGGCAAUGUCUUUUCAUUCUAUUUUGGAGGGAUUUGCACUUGGAGUUCAAAAUAAUCAAAAAGGCAUAAUGACACUCUUCAUUUCCUUAAUCAUCCACAAAGGAAUAGAAGCAUUCAGUGUUGGUCUACAGAUAACCAGAUCAAACGCCAAAAGAAUGAUAAUUGUUGUGUUGACUAUUGGAAUUUAUGCUAUGAUGACACCUUUUGGAUCUAUGGUUGGAGUUUUACUUACGAAUCUAAACAUUGACGAGGUACUUAAAGAUGGCAUCGUAAUUGUGUUAGAAUCAUUUGCUGGCGGAACUUUUAUUUAUGUAACAUUCUUCGAAGUACUUUCUCAAGAACGGGCCAAUGAAUUUUCUAAUCUUGUACAGCUUUGUGCAAUUGUUUUUGGUUUUCUUGUAGUUAGUGUUUUGCAAAUAAAUGAAAGUAUUGCCGAAAAAUAUGUAGAACGAGAUUCUUCUACAAAUGGAGUUUGA